AUGCAGAGGUUCUUGCAAUCCCUGAGUAAUUUUGCGUACCAGAGGAAUUACCAGAGCGACAUGGGCACAGUUGGAGAAGGCGGUUGGUGUGAAGGUCCAGACCAUGCCGCUCUGUACUCCCUUUAUCGCCCCUCACCACCAGAAGCAUUGAUAGCUCGAAUUGUGACCUACGUCGGAGACGGCGUGCGAGUCAAUGACGAGGUUGAGACGGUGGCACUGGAUGUUGGCUGUGGACCUGGCCAGAGUACUCUCCCAUUGGCAGACCACUUCGACCGGGUGAUUGGGAUCGACGUGAGCAAAUCACAAAUUGAAGCUGCGAACCGGAUAGCGUACAAACGCAGCAAUGUGUCAUUCAAACUCGUGGACGCAGGACAAUUUCCGGUGGAUGAUGAGUCGUGUGACUUGGUGCUUGCAGUGCAGGCUUGCCAUUGGUUCGACUUGAACGGCUUUUAUCGGGAAACCAAACGUGCGUUGAAGACAAACGGUACCGUUGCGAUUGCGGGAUACACAUUGCCAAAAAUUGAAUUUAUGGACCGGCCAGAGUUGUCUGAACUGCUAAUGGAACCGUAUCUCAAGGUUUACUCGGAAACGGCCAAUUCCUGGCGUCCCGAAAGAAAAUUGGUGGAUAAUGAGUACGCCGACUUCCAUUUCCCAUUUGCACAUUCUGUCUAUGUCAGAGGAGCAGAAGCCUUGAAAAAUUAUUCCUGCGAUACCGUGACAACUCUCGAUGGUGUUCGUGGAUACUUGAAAAGCUGGUCUGGCUUUCGAACGCAUUUUCGGGAGCGAGGAGGAAGCGCUGCGGGAGAAGCGAGACUGGAUCAGAUGGUGGAAGAGUACGAUUGGAUACGAUGCCCUAAGAUGGCUCGAAAUUGUGGCGCUACCCGCCAGGAGUUGGUGUCCGCGAGUUUGGUUCUUCGUGUGCCGUACUUUUUCCGGAUGGGGCGUAAACAGGAUCAGUUUUAAUUCCAAUAGAAAUGGAAAUUCUACUGGUAAAAUUUUUAUGCCUUUUUAGAAUUGCGGAUUGGAAACCAUCCAUCGAGUCUGAAGCUAUUUUCGGCCUUUUUGUGCAUAAUUUGAUGAACCAUUGUCAAGCUAUAAGCGUGAAUUGGAGGAGACCCUGUAUAUUAUAUGUGCGAAUUUUCCGUUAGAAAUGCAGAGGAUGACAAAUUUUUUCAUGGCUUAGGUCUUCAUGUAGAGUAUUACAUGUUAUGUCUUGAUGAUUGGUGGUCAUGGCAGUUUUUCUUCACCGCUCAUUUUUGGGCAUGGACUUUGUUUCUACCUUAUUUUUAUUUUUUUAAAUAGGUAAUCUUUCAAGGCGUUCUCU
This is a messenger RNA of Notodromas monacha, 1324 nucleotides long. NCBI's taxonomy places the organism in Eukaryota, Metazoa, Arthropoda, Ostracoda, Podocopida, Cyprididae. The record is from the annotation of a GenBank genome assembly.